GUUCGAACUGACGCGCCUGUCAAACGCAGAUCGACUUCCCAAGAAAAAAGAAAUGAGACUUCCAAGCUGCUGGAUGAAAGUUCUCGUUACCACCGUAGCUCUUCUGCUGUCCGAUUCUGAAGGCCUCCAUUCGUCUAGUUGCCAGAUUUGGCAAGCAGAUAUCCAACGAUCGGAAAGUUCUGUGAAGAUCUCCCGCAAUUAUAAAGGACUCUGGGUCUCGGAUAAGUGUGAAAUUCACCCAGGUCCACAGUUUCUUCUUCGCCGGUACCACAUUCUUCGCAAUGGCCGCUUUCACUUGUUAAGGUUCUAUUUCCAAGACCCUUGGUGUACGAAAGCUAAGUUCUGCGUUUCUGCUGUUGGUACAUUUGAUCCACCUCCGGGAAAGGCAACUUCUUCAUCUGCUUCCUGGGUAGUACCAGGAGGAAUGGAACUCGACUUCACCAUUCGAAGAAUCAACCUCGUUCCUUUUGACCACAAGACGGCUAAAAGUCUUUCUGAAAAAGUCAAUAGCUCUUGUCCGGGCACUGUAAAGUCAUCUUGGAAAAUUUACAAGAAGUAUAAAGUGAUGUUCUACAACGAAAGGAGGAUUAAGAACGUUGCUGGUGACAAUGCGGAAUUAAACUCAGCUGACUAUUUAGACUGCACCACAUCUCUUGACAUCACCUUCAACGAGCUCCAGCUGAUUCGUCUGGAGCAUCGAAUGUCCUUGGAGAAUGCUGCGGAUCCUCGAGAGGACUCCUCAGAAGGACAUCGAAAGUAUCGGUCUCACCUGUUUCUGGGGGCAGACAGGUCAAAAUCUCGAAAUCGACCGACGCAUUACCAAUCACCUCUCAUCCCUGCACAGACCACAUCCUGUCCUGUGUGCCGUUUGCUAUCCAAAGCAACUGCCACUUCAGCCCCAGAAUUACAUACUCCACGAGUCCUCCACUUGCCUCCUAAUGAUAUAGAAGGUCAAUGGAUGAGUCUGCGCUGCGAAGUCCGGCCAUACGGCCUAUUCUUGAAACGUUCUUUCGUUUUCAGUCUUCACAAUAAGCAAUGGCAGGGAAUGCAUGCUUAUUUCAAAGAUCCCAACUGCAUGAGUCCCAUGUUCACGCUAAAUGCCAGCGGAACGUUCAUUCCUGGGCCACCGUCGAAGACAAUACCUGAUGCGGCUCAAUACGACUUCCAAAUUCUUGAUUCAACUGUGACUCCAGAAGAUCAAAGCUUCGUCAGCAACAUGAAUGGUUUGCCUACUUGUAGAUCCAAGACUCUGUGGAAACUCGGAGUGGCAAUGAACUUGACAGACUUUGGUGGUUGCAAAGAAUUAGGAGUACAGAUACCUUCGAUUGAACUCGAUUUAGUCAGAUUUGAACAUCAAAAACCGAAUGUGAGGUAUUUGUUCCUAGGGGAUGUAUCUGAAGAACAAGCGAGACCAACUAGUUUCCAACCACCUUUGGUGCAGUGCUCGGACAGUCGAUAUGCAGAUAAAAAUUUAUUAUACAACGAACUACGCCCAUUACCGUUGGUGUCAAAAUCUUGUAAACUAUUUUGUGAUGGCAGCUGUUUCCUCUCUGCACUAAUUCUUUCGUCGAUUAUAAUACACUGCAAAGUUUUCACCUUUUUAAAAGUGAUGUAAAACAAGUAGACAGAAAAACAAAGAAAUUAUGUACGAAUUAUCUUUUAAGAUUUUAGUUUGCACCGAGAUCACCACUGUAACUAAAAUAAAUGUUUUGAUGUUUAAUUGCGCUCUGAGAGGAUAUUCCAUUUUAGACCAGUAAAAGUUUACUCAUGAAUACUAAUUAUUCUUUAAAAAGUCAUUAUGUUGUAAUAGUUAGAAAGAAAUGCAAGUUUUAAAGACAGUAAAUGUACGUCAAUGACAACUUAAUUAAUAUUUACCGUAUUAUCUUUAACA
Messenger RNA from Uloborus diversus, 1891 nucleotides. Its product is annotated as protein APCDD1-like. Gene Ontology annotation, molecular function: Wnt-protein binding. Gene Ontology annotation, biological process: negative regulation of Wnt signaling pathway. The transcript is spliced from 5 exons. Bases 53 to 1615 code for a protein of 520 amino acids. Gene Ontology annotation, cellular component: plasma membrane. The record is from RefSeq and is a predicted model, not a curated record. Lineage: Eukaryota; Metazoa; Arthropoda; Arachnida; Araneae; Uloboridae.